Messenger RNA from Juglans regia (Persian walnut), 2111 nucleotides. RefSeq lists its product as uncharacterized. The record is from RefSeq and is a predicted model, not a curated record. NCBI's taxonomy places the organism in Eukaryota, Viridiplantae, Streptophyta, Magnoliopsida, Fagales, Juglandaceae. The transcript has 4 exons. Bases 334 to 1443 code for a protein of 369 amino acids.
CAAGAGAGGAAGACUGAUAAGAAAUGAAAAAUCGAAUGUUUAAAAUAUUUGUUUGAACCCCAUUUAUUUUAGAUUUCAAAGGUGAUUGCCUUUUUUUUCAAUGUUAUGAGUCUGCUGAAGACGAUUGGGCUCAAACGAGUGAAUUAUUGGCCAUCAUUUUGUCCUAAACAAGGAUAUUGCUAGUACUUAAUCGUGCUUGAUCUGAAUUUCCUAAAGCCGACUGGGCUCAAACGAGUAUUCAUUGAUCUUCUAUAUUUCAUUUCAAUCUUCCCCUUAAAUCCUAGUAUUUCCAUCGAUGUUCAAUCGCGUUUUGUGCGAUCUCUUGGCUAUCGCAUGAGUCCAAACAAUCCGUCUCUUCUGGGGUUGAAUGUGGGAGGCGGGGUGCAUGUGAAGCUGAGGCUUCGGAGGCCUAACAGAGAUUGUAAUUUCUUCCCCUUUGAUCAAGUUCUUGAUACAAUGCUUCAUGAGCUUUGCCAUAACGCCCAUGGCCCGCACAAUGCCAGUUUCUACAGGCUUUGGGAUGAACUUAGAAAGGAAUGCGAGGAGCUGAUGGCCAAGGGAAUAACAGGCACGGGGGAAGGCUUUGAUCUUCCUGGGAGGCGUUUGGGUGGUUUCUCCCGUCAGCCUCCCCUAUCAUCUCUCAAGAAAACUGCAUUAGAGGCUGCAGAAAAGAGAGCACGUUUGGGAUCUCUUCUGCCAUCUGGACCCAAACGUCUUGGUGGUGAUAGCACUAUUAUGGUUGCACUUAGUCCAAUACAAGCUGCCGCAAUGGCUGCAGAGAGAAGAUUACAGGAUGACAUCUGGUGUGGUUCUCAGUCUUGCGAAGCUUCUGGGGAUGAAGAAAGUAGCUCUGAUAUUUUGCAGAACCUUGUAAAUAUGGAGCAAAUGGGGGGAAGCUCAAGGCUAGAGGGUGGUAAGAGUGCACAUUCUGUGGAUGCAAUCUCCCGGAAAAGAAGUCAGGAAUCAGAUCGAAGUUUGUUUUAUCAAUCUUCCAAUGAUCAUUUGGAAUCCAAUUUGGAUGCUUCAACCCCUUGUUCCAUGCUUCACCAUGAAAAUAUAUCUCAAAAAAGAAUUUGCAAAUCAGAUAACACUUCAUUUUCUCAGUCUACUCAUCGGCAAGAAUCUGAUUUUAUGGAUUUACCCAAUCCCUCUUCUGAGCCCGGGCAUAGUCAUGAUACAAUACCUGAUAGAACACUGAAUCCAGAGGAACCUCUUAUGUGGGAGUGUGGAACAUGCACUUUGUUGAAUCCUCCAUUGGCUCCAAUAUGUGAGCUUUGUAGCACGCAAAGGCCUAAAGAUAUUCAUAUCAAGUACAAAAUAUGGCCCUGUAAGUUUUGUACAUUGGAAAACAGUGUGGAGCUGGAGAAAUGCUCUGCCUGUGGUCAGUGGAGAUACUCGCGUGGAGCACCUGUGUCAAUGCCAGCACCGAAUGUUGGCACUUAAAGAGGUACAAUUCAAUUGGCCAACAAUCUUCCGUGUGCUCUUUUUCCAAGUCAAUGCAAAAGCAGAAAUUUUGCCAAUAUACUUUUUGAUCAAGUUGUUAUGGCCAUUUUCUUGGGAAUGAGAAUUAAGAAUGUCCUUAUAUUCUCAGGAUCGAUUCUGCGCAUCUGUGUUCAUAUUUUGCUUAUUAAUAUAUACUUGGUUUUGGUACUUGAUAAGUCUCAGCUGUACAGAAAAGAGAGAACAGAUGCUUAAAUUGACUCACUUAUACAGAGAAUUUUUCUCCAAGGCCUGUCGUUGAAGAUUGAUCUACAAAGUCUUGAGUCGAAUAAUGCAUGGCUGAUGAAUGUCGAAAGCAGAUUGAAUGAAUGAUCCAAAAGAGAAGUAUUUGGAGAUCCACAAUGGGAUAUUGAACUCAACUAGUGCAUGUCAAUGAACAUGACUAAAUAUGGGUUAUUGAAAAUGAUUGCCUCCCAAGUCCACCUUUUUAUAUGUAGACAAUUUCAAUGUGGGUUAUUUAAAAUAGGUGGUAAGGAAUUUUAAAUUUUAAGUAAAGGGGAAAUGCAUUACUGGCAAGUAGCUGUCGUUAGCCAGCAAUGGGGACCAGCACAUCGCUUGUUGUUGGGGACACACUCUUUAUCAUCCCAUUAAUUCUUGGAACACUAUGAUGU